This is a messenger RNA of Camelina sativa (false flax), 1172 nucleotides long. The record is from RefSeq and is a predicted model, not a curated record. NCBI's taxonomy places the organism in Eukaryota, Viridiplantae, Streptophyta, Magnoliopsida, Brassicales, Brassicaceae.
UUAUGCAAUAAAUUUAAGAGUUGACUUAGUUUUCUUUCCCAAGCCCGACAACCGAGGAAACCCUAAGCAUCUACUUGCCAUGGCUUCUGCCGUCGCCGUCGGUGACCCUCCUUUGCUAAAACCCCCUGACCCGCCCGACCCUCCCAUCCCUCCCUCCAACUUCGUCCAAACCUCCAUCGUCGAACCAUCUCCUCUGUCCUCUCUCUCUCCAGCUUUCCACCUUUCCAUUCUUCUAGAUCUGGGAUCUACGACUCUUUUUGUAUCCUCUAGUGAUACUCAUUUCGCUUGUUUUCGAUUCUUUCCUGCUGUGUGCAGUCCCCGGUACCAGAUCUGUUCUCGGAUUUUUGUCUUAAGUGUCGGUGUAUUAGCCAAAUCUGUUGGCGUUUCUUCGACGUUGCUCCCCUCCGUUGAAUCUGGCCUCUCGUCGCCGGUGAAUCACUUCUCCCCCCCCCCCCCCUUGCAAUAGCUGUCUGGUUCUUCUCUGACACCUCCACCUCCCCUCCUCUCCCAAUUCCCCGGGUUUACUCUUCCUCUUCUGAUUCUUCUCUCUUGGAAAGCUAUCAGAUUUUUGUGAAGUGUGUAGCUAUGGCUUUGUGGAAUGCGGGUUUAGAUCCUUCGAUGGCCCUUGUUGCCUUUGGUUUUACUUGUGUGCUCUCUCGUCGCCCCCAUAUCGCCUUCGUGCGGCCCUUCACUGCAAUAUGCAGACUCUGCUCCGAUAUCACUAUGUCAAUGGUUGCUUCUUCGUUGAGGCUUUCUAUCCUUAGCUCAACUCCGGACCCUCCGUAUCCCUCUCUGGCUAAGACCCACGUAGCUCAUGUCGUCAAGUCACACCGGCUUCUCAGUCUCGUUGGCAGCAGAGUUGAUUGUUCGCUCUCCAUCUCAAUCAACACACCUCCUCUCAUGUUCCCCCAGUGGUAUUGUCACAGGGAGCAUUGUUCUGAAGAAUGUUCUACUUGAAGUAAAGCGAGGAUUGUUGCUCAAGACUGUCCCCGUUCAGCAUUUGAUGACUGUUUGUCGUUGGUGUCUUUAGAGGUUUCGUUUCCUCCAUUCAAGAACCAAUCUACUUUGGUUGAGCUUGUUAGCUCCCAUCUAUCCCUUUAUCUAUGUUUAGCUUAUGCUUUCGUUAUUGUUGUUGCUUUACCAUUUGCUCAAGUAGCUUGGUUUGUUUGGUU